AGCUGCAGUCCUCCUCUCAGUUAAUAAUUCUUUCUUUCCUUCCCUUUCUCUCUCUCUCUCUGUAACCUCUUCGCUCCCUCGCGCCUCCCGAAACCCAGAAACCCUUCUUCCCCUCUUCUUCCAUCCAGCCAGCAAAUCCCACAAAACCCCCUUCCCAAAACCCGCCUCCUGACCCAGCGAGAGACUCGCCGCCCGAUCUCGAAUUCGAAGCUUCCUCGGUCGGAAGGUUGCAGUUCUACACAUGGAUUCAGAUCAGGGGAAGCUUUUCAUUGGCGGGAUUUCAUGGGAGACGUCGGAGGAGAAGCUCAAGGACCACUUCGGUCAAUACGGCGACGUCCUGCAGACUGCGGUCAUGCGGGACAAAACCACCGGCAGGCCCAGGGGGUUUGGGUUUGUCGUGUUCGCUGAGCCUUCCGUUCUCGAUAGGGUUCUGCAGGAUCAGCACACCAUUGAUGGUAGAACGGUUGAGGCAAAAAGGGCUCUCUCAAGAGAGGAGCAGCAAACCAAUGUCAAAACUGGGAAUUCAAAUUCUGCUAGAAGCACCGGUGGUGGUGGCGGUGGAUAUGUUAGGACCAAAAAGAUUUUUGUCGGCGGAUUGCCUCCCUCAUUGACCGAAGAUGGCUUCCGCCAAUAUUUUGAAUCUUAUGGCCAUGUGACUGAUGUAGUAAUCAUGUAUGACCAAAACACACAGCGGCCACGUGGGUUCGGAUUUAUUUCCUUUGAAUCCGAGGAUUCGGUCGAUCGAGUUUUGCACAAAACAUUUCAUGAUGUGAACGGGAAGCAAGUGGAAGUGAAGCGGGCUCUUCCUAAAGAUGCCAAUCCUGGUGGAGGCAGUCGCUCUUCCAUGGGUGGUAGUGCUGGUGGUGGUAGUUAUCAAAGCUAUGGCGCUUCUGGUGGGAAUGCAGUUGGCUCAUAUGAUGGUAGAAUGGAUUCAAUGAGGUAUAUGCAGCCCCAGGCAGCUGGAGGAGGAUAUCCUCCUUAUGCAUCAUCUGGAUACAGUGGACCUGGGUAUGGUUACAGUGCUGCUGCAAGCACUGGAGUCGGGUAUGGUGGCUAUGGAGCCUAUGGUGGUGCUAUUGCUGGGUAUGGGGCCCCAGCAGGCGCAGCUUAUGGAAACCCCAAUCUACCAAAUGCUGGAUAUGGUAGUGGUCCACCUGGCGCUCCUAGAAGUUCAUGGAAUAAUCAAGCUACCCCUGGUUAUGGUGCUAUGGGCUAUGGAGGUGGUGCUGCUAGCGGUGGCCCAGGGUCGACUCCAACAGGCCAAACACCUACUGGACCUGGUGGGUAUAAUCAAGCAUAUGGAUAUGCUAGCUAUGGGGCAAAUGAUGGGUCUUAUGGGAAUCCAGCUGGUUAUGGUGCUGUUGGAGGAAGGUCAGGUGGUACUCCGACUAGUACUCCUGGAGAACUACAGGGUAAUGGAGGAGGAUAUGGGGGCAGUGGUUAUGGUGAUGCAAAUGGGAGUGCAGGAUAUGGUAAUGCAGCAUGGAGUUCCGAGUCAUCACAAGGUUCUGGGAACUAUGGAUCACAAGCUAAUGGUGGUGCUCACAGUAGUCAGGUUGCUUAUGGUGGUGGUGGUGGCUAUGGAAGUGCUCCGGCUCGACAAGGUCAACAACAUUGAUAUUGUGGGUACAUCUUCAACAUCUAGUGCUCUGUGUGUGUUCCUGAUGCGAUGAUGCUGGCUCAAAGUUGGAUAGAGAUUCACUCUGGGGACGCUGGUUGGAUUGCUUAAUCCCAGUAGUUUGCACUACCUAUUUUGCUAGUAGUACAUCUAAUAAGUAGCUUUGUUAUGACAUUUUCGGAUGCCCUUAAUAUUUUGUUUGCUGAGUGUAGCUUUAAUUUGGCUUGCUUAUAUUAUGUCUGCUAUAUUUGCUGUGGAUUUUCUCUUUCUACCGUAGUGUUUGAUUUAGUGUGCAUGACUGCAUGCAACCUUUCUUUCUUUAGUACACAUUAACUCACUAUCAUCUUUGUGACUUCUAACUAGCAAUUGCCAUGAAACCUUUGCAAAACUGGAGGUUAGAUAUGCUUGAUGCAGAAUGAGAUAUAGAGAUGAGUAGAAGACCCUUUGUUCUGUGAUAGCACUGAAGCAAGGAGACGGGUUGGUAGACGGGUAGCGAUAAAGAUAGCUAGCGGUAGUUAUCACUUUUGAGGAUGGCAUAAUCAUUUUCCCCCGCUCUAUUUGUUGCACUUUGUGUUUGUACAGGAGGAGAUGCUCGAGUUCAAAAGGUGGUGUCGAAAAUGCCCACUCUUCGGCUGAACCCGAGCUUUCAAAUUCAUGUGGGGGUAUAUUCAGAGUUUGGGUGGUUUUUUGCCCCAGCAACCGAGUGGAUGGAAUUUGAGAGGAGUUUUUGGUUGAGAUUGCAAGCUCAAUUCCUUGGUGCAGAUUCUUGGCAUACCUGGUGGGCUGCUGCAUAUUUGUGAGGCAGAAAAAAAAGAUUGUGGUACGCUGCCUUUAGCAGAUGGCAGAGUUUUGUCUGAAGCUCAUGCAAUCUAAUUGUUUAGGCUAUACAUUCAUUAGUUGGUUACUAGAAGUGCAGUGGGGAAUUGGAAUGAAAUCAAUGAGUGGAUUCUUGAUGGUCCUGAGAAGUUUCUUAUCCUAUUCUCGCUGAAAUGUUGGUCGAAUCUAUCUAACCAGUCAUCUAUUGAGUCACGUUUAUCAGCAUUAUGCAUCGUUGUGUCUGAAUGUUCGUCUUUUGGGCAUUAAGACGCGUGCAGUAGUAGUAUGUGCUUAUGGUUUAUGCUUGCA
This is a messenger RNA of Linum tenue, 2743 nucleotides long. The record is from the annotation of a GenBank genome assembly. NCBI's taxonomy places the organism in Eukaryota, Viridiplantae, Streptophyta, Magnoliopsida, Malpighiales, Linaceae.